CCCGCCGCCCCUCAGGUGAGGCCGGCACGCCGGGCCCUGGCUCCCGAGCUGCGCGGCCGGCUCCGUGUGCUGUGCGGGGAGCGGUGCGGGGGCGAAACCCGCCGCCGUCCCGGGUGCCUCGGGGUGUAAAGCUGUCCCGCCACUGUGGCUCCCUCAUAACAGCGGCCCCCAGGUACCCAGGUACAUCCGUAAGCCACCAAAGAAAACACGGUCAGUUCAUCGAAAGAUACCAUUUCUUGACACCUGAAAUGGCCUGGCAGAAAUUUUAGUUUGGAAACGCAGAGGCAUGUUGUCAAAGGGGAGCCAGCAGCUGGUACGGAUACGAAGAGAUGAAAAUUUCUCUCCCCACAACACGAAGCAUGAGGAAGAGCGGUUCCCAGUUGGCAUGGCAAUGUGCUGUCCAAAGGGGAGUAUGACCAGGGCAUCAUUCCUGAGAGAAAAGAAGAGCUUUCUAACUGGGCAAAGAUGGCAAUAAUUUCAAAUUUACAUUACAGAAUGUAAUUAUGUUAUGUAUCGUGCAUAAGCAAUACAGGAACCGGAUCCUGCAGCAGAAGGGGAAAAUCCCACCGCCCGCGGGCCGAGGAGUGCAGUGCCAUGGCGGGCUCGUGUCAUGGCGGUUCUGGCGAGGGCUGGCAGGCCGCGGGCCAGCGGGGCGGAGGCCUGGCCUCACCUCAGCCUCCCCUCAGCCUCCCCUCAUCCGGGGAGUAAAGCUGCGGUGGCAGUGCUGCUGCAGAGUAUUGCUGGUCACAGCAGGGACCAGCCUGAGCUCACCCCCCUCUGAAGGCUGGAACAAAGUUCUGACAAGAUGUGUGAUGCAAAAAGUCAAUCAUUAAUACUUGUUGGACUGCUUUUCAACUGCCUAGAAAUGAUCUUUUCAGCUAACACAGGUUUCUCUGUGUCUAUAUUUGAUGUGACAUCACGAAGCAUUUACCUCAUAUGGCCCAAGUUUUCAGGAGCCUCUUCUUACAGAGUCACAGCUACAGCUGUGAAUACUGUAGGCCAUUCAUUACUGGCUCAUUUUAGUGAUGGUACACUUAAAGGAACACUAACUUCGUUAAUUCCCAAUACUAUUUAUGCUAUACAAGCAGAAGCCAUAGACAAGAAUGGAAUUAUUCUUGCAGAAACACAGAUUAUGCAGUCAACAGCUCCAGACAUACCUGUUAUUGACCAAGCUUACUCAAAACUUAGCAACAGUAUCACAGUGGAAUGGAGAGCAGUACCUGGGGCUACUAGUUAUCUGCUGACUGCACAAGAUGGAGAUUCCUUCAUUGAAACUGUAGUUACAAACUCUCCAGGCACAGUGACGGGACUGAAACCUGCCACCUUGUACAGAAUCACUAUCAGAUCUAUAAAUUCAGGAGGAAAAAGCCAGCCUUCACCUUUCAGAAAAGCAAAAACAGUCCUGGCUGCUCCAGUUCUGUCUGUUAGUUCUCCAAGUUGUGACUCCAUUGCAGUGAGCUGGAGAGCUGUGUACAUGGCAGCUGGAUUCUCUGUGUCCCUCAUGAGAUCAGAUGGUUUGGGCAGAAUGCUGAAGGAGAACACCACCAAUACGUCCUUGAUAUUUAAAAAUCUAGAUCCAGGAACUCUCUAUACUAUCAAGGCGUAUGCCUGGAAUGUAAAUGGGAUUCCUGGAGAUGAUUUCACGUAUAAUCAAAGAACAAGUCCUAAUGCACCAGCGGAUGUUAAAGUAGCUUUUAAUAGUGGCACUUUAAGAGCUAUUGUUUCUUGGAUGCCAACAGAAGGAGCUCUAACUUACAGUGUGACAGCCUCCAGUGGACUCUUGAAACUGAAGUGUAACACAUCUUCUGCCUCCUGCAUGGUGCCAUCGCUCCAGUGCGGCUCUGAAUAUUAUGUCUCUGUCACAGCAUACAAUGAUGCUGGAGCCAGUAAACCUACUGAUGCAGUAAGCUUAAAAACUAUUCCUUGUGCACCGGUAAAUAUAUCAAUUGAAGAGGGUGAACCUGGCCGCUUGUUGGUAUCAUGGUCUCACGUCAAUUUCGGACAUUAUUACGUGGUUUUUGUGAAGAGUGAUGAUGGCUUGGAAGUGCACUGCAACACAUCACGUACUCAAUGCCAUUUCCAGUCAGACUGUGGCUUCACUUAUUUCAUCAGUAUCUUUGCAUAUAACAAGGCAGGGCAGAGUCCUUUAGGUGAUGUAUUCAAUUACACUACCGCCCCGUGCUGCCCCAGCGACUUCAGGGCCGUGGUGGCCUCCAGCGACACCGUGCGGGUGACCUGGGCCCCUGUCCGGGGUGCUGAAAUCUACCAAACCAGCGCGGCCGGCCGCGGCGGGCUGCGGCUCUGCAACGACACCGCCACCGCCUGCACCCUGUCGGCCCUGCAGUGCGACACCCGCUACAGCAUCACGGUUUAUUCCUUCAGCGAGGCCAGGGGCAGCAACACGUCCUGUGCGUCAAAGGACGUGGCAACAGCUCCCUGCAGUCCUGAAAUUAAAAGUAUCUCAAAGGAGGCGCUUUCGGUAGUCAGCGUGCACUGGCAAUCUAACAACGAAGCAGCUACAUACAUUGUCACUGCCAGAGGAGAGGCUGGACUUUGGCAUUGCACGAGCUCUGGAAAUUCCUGCACCCUAAUUAAUCUUCCCUGUGGAUCUGCUUUCUCGGUUAGCGCUAUAGCAAGAUCACCAGCAGGACAGAGUUUACCAAGCUACAGUGUCCCUUUAGAGACAGCUCCUUGUUGCCCUAAAGACCUGAUACUAACUCAAGUGACACAGUCUGUAACAAAUGUCAGCUGGUCUGUUGGGAUGGGUGCACGGACAUACAUAACAGCACUGGAGUCUCCAAAAGGACAGGCAAAGUGUCACACCCUUCAAAACUACUGUCUCCUGGGAUGCAUCGCAUGCGGCACCAAUUAUACUGUAUCUCUGAAAGCAAUCAGUGAAACGGGUUUGACAUCCAGUUGCACAUAUCAAGGAUAUUCUUCCAGUGCUUGCUGCCCUUCUGGAGUGAAGCUAUAUAGACUUGGCAAUAAUGGUAUCAGGGUAUACUGGCGAGCUUCUGAUGAAACGAUAAACUACAAUACUGAUUUACAUGGCUCAAAAGGCAAUUUCACCUGUACCCCUCGCUCAGGUCUAAGCCACUGUGAUAUCACCGAGAUACCUUGUGGAGACGUCUACACAGUGGUAGUAUCUCCAGUUACUGAUAAGGGGAUGAAGCUUACAUUUUGUCCUAAAAAAAUAUAUUCAGUAACCUGUUCUGGAAGCUCUGUUGGAAUGGUGAUUUAUAGAGGAAAAAGCAAUGCAGAACAACAAAUCUAGAGGAAAAUGCUGGUUCAAAUAAAGAGCUAAAAUUGCUCAUUCUCCAACAAAAAGUACUGGUGUUCUGGACUAUUUACUGCCCUUGUCUCAAAAGGAUGGCAAGAAGUCACUGCGGACUUUUUUUUCCUCCCCAAGGUUGAUCAUCUCUGCUGCUGUUCUCCUACAGCUGUCCUGCAUGUUAAGGUUCUUGGUAACACCAUCCUCCCCAAAUGCUCCUCUCAGUCUUUCUUUCCCUGAAGAUGGAAAGAUGACAUCGGUGCUUAGCUGCAUCAGUCACAGCUGCUUGAAGACUGGGAGGAGGGAAGCUGAACAGCUAGCCAUAUCCGAGAUCUAACCCAGGACAUCACACUUGGGCCCCCAACUGAUGAGAUAAUUUUUAAAGUGCAGAUGAACACUGAUAGAGAUCUCCGUAGUCUUGAACUGUAAUUUUCCCUGUAAAGCAAUCUGUUCUAAAAGCUCUUCCAAGACAGUUAUGAAUCAGUAGGUGUGUUCUAGACCUAAUGUAUCAAUGAAAUAGUAAAGGCUGAAAAAACAA
Falco peregrinus (peregrine falcon) is the source of this 3809-nucleotide messenger RNA. It is a transcript of the gene FNDC7, whose product is annotated as fibronectin type III domain containing 7. Gene Ontology annotation, molecular function: protein binding. The transcript has 14 exons. NCBI's taxonomy places the organism in Eukaryota, Metazoa, Chordata, Aves, Falconiformes, Falconidae. The record is from RefSeq and is a predicted model, not a curated record. Bases 806 to 3274 code for a protein of 822 amino acids.